AUGGCUUUGCGUGUCGCUGCGGAGAAAGCGUCGGCGGCGUCCACGGCUAGUCCAGCCGUCACAUUGUAUCGCUACAUCACUAAACAGGUGCCUCGAGUUUUAACGCUUUAUGAUAUCUCGAUGGAGCCGUCUGAGGCGCGGCUUGCUGUUCAAGCAUUGUUUCGCGAGCACGCAGAAGUUAAGGACCCGCGCAUUGUCGAUAUGCUCAUCACUAAAGCCAACAUGGAACUGGAGGAAACUUUAAUGCAGUGGAAGCAAAAGGUUCACCUACUUACGCUGCUGGAACGUGCUCAGACGUUACGUCAACCUAAGCUUGUAAACUCAGUGGACCAGUCACUCGAGAAAUUUUUCGCUGGCAUAGAUGAUGAAGAGGACGAGCUUUAA
Plasmopara halstedii is the source of this 384-nucleotide messenger RNA. RefSeq names its product NADH:ubiquinone oxidoreductase, NDUFA6/B14 subunit. Lineage: Eukaryota; Oomycota; Peronosporomycetes; Peronosporales; Peronosporaceae. The record is from RefSeq and is a predicted model, not a curated record. The coding region runs from base 1 to 384 and encodes 127 amino acids. Gene Ontology annotation, biological process: response to oxidative stress. The transcript has a single exon.